GUCCCGCGACCUAUCCCGAUCCGACUAGCUUAUCACAUGACACGGCGAAACCCGCGGACAACCGCGAAAUCUCAAGCUCUUCAGCUCCCAACCCAUCAACCAAAACCGCAAUUGACGCCCCCUACGUCUCUAAAAAUGAAUCUCUCCUCCAUCCGGCCAGCAUUCCGGCCCGUAACCUCCCGCAUCGCCCAGCUAUCCAACAAUGCCUUGCAAAGAAGCUUUGCUCCCACAACUCGAAGAACCAUAAGACCAACACCCGCAACCACAACAACUACACGCUCCCCCUUCUCCACAACAGCCCGCCUCCUCAAGCGCAACCGCAGCGCGAAAAACGCCACAGAUCCACGCAUCACCGCAAUCCGCUACCACCUCACACACCCGCUGACCCCGCGACCCCUGCACUUCUCGCGCACGCGCGCCCUGCGCCACUGGACGAUCCACCGCGCAUGGCUGCUCUUCCUGCGCAAGCGGCGGCGCGCGGAGGAGCUAGAGCUGGAGCGGCAGUACAACAGCAUGCGGGCAGCGUGCGAGCACCUACGUCUACUAGAUAACAAUGGCAACCGGGUGAGCGAGGCGGAGGCCGGCGGGCAGGGGCCGGAUGCAGGCCGGUUGGGCGUGCGGGGCAGGGAGGUCGGACGCUUGUAUCGCGCGGCGAUGCUGAAGAGGGGGGUUUGGGGGAGUGUGCCGGUGGAGUAUGCGCGGGUGCAGACGGAUUUUCCGGGGCGGGAGGGGUGGAAUCAUGCGUGGACGAGGAGUUGAAGGGGUAGGGGCUGUUGAAUAGGUGUAUUAUAUUGUGUCUGGAAAGAGUGCUUCGUGGUUACUGUAAGAUAUGGAUGCUGCUGGGUAUUUAGGUAGGCAAGAGAGGAACUCGGCAAAUGCAGACGGCGGCGUGGAUUCUCCAAAACGGUAUCGUUCAAUAUUAACGCUCCAAGCAGGCAUACUAUAUGCUCAAGCCGACCACCUGGAGCC
Molecule: messenger RNA, 969 nt
Organism: Trematosphaeria pertusa
Lineage: Eukaryota; Fungi; Ascomycota; Dothideomycetes; Pleosporales; Trematosphaeriaceae
Exons: 2
Coding region: 37-759 (240 amino acids)
Biological process (GO): mitochondrial translation
Molecular function (GO): structural constituent of ribosome
Source: RefSeq, a predicted model, not a curated record